Messenger RNA from Halichondria panicea, 3789 nucleotides. RefSeq names its product sodium channel and clathrin linker 1-like. The coding region runs from base 146 to 3514 and encodes 1122 amino acids. The transcript is spliced from 15 exons. NCBI's taxonomy places the organism in Eukaryota, Metazoa, Porifera, Demospongiae, Suberitida, Halichondriidae. The record is from RefSeq and is a predicted model, not a curated record.
GUGGGAGGGGCUGAUGUGUAAGGUUCAGUAUCAGCUCUGUACAUGCUGCGCUAGACUCUACCUACGUAUCAUAUAGAUCGGCAUAGCACAUGGAGUUGUAGAUGUAUAGUCUAGCUAGAUCUAUACGGUAUAGAGAAAAGACAACAUGUCAGAGAAGAGAAAGCCUGUCAAGGAAAGUACGAUGUCACGGUUUGAGCCAGCGAUUGAAGCAACAGCGUCCUUGACCUCGCCCCCUUCACAGGGGACUUUUGGCCAAUCUGAUGCUAAAAGUAAGGAACAAAGCAUACCUAGACAACGAAAAAAGAAUGAGAAGAACAAGUCCAGCCCUACUACUAACACUAGGGACAAGUCAGCAGCACACACUGGGCCACAGUACUUGAAUACAAGCAAUCAAGGUUUGAGUAAUACCUCUGCGAUAUCGGAUCUCCCAACCAGUCCAGCGAGCCUAACAAAUCCCAUCACUUCACAAGAUGUAUACUCCUCACUCAGUACAGUACCUGCCAAUCAUACGUCCAAUAGCAGUCACAAAUCCUGUACAUCACCACAACCAUCUCUGCAAUGUGAUACACAACCUCCCAAAACCCAACGACCGAAUGAAGUGCAUGUCCCUUCCAACUGGAAUUCUAAAAGACCUGAGCUUGACUCGUGUGUGCCACUCUAUCAUGACACGUUCUUUCACAGCCCUCAGCGUAGUGGUGACUUCCACCAUUCAGGGAUUUUUCAGUAUGGAGAAGAUGAAAUGAAGAAACCCUUACAGUGUGCUUCCAUGCGUGGAGAAGAUGAAACAACGAAACCUCAACAGUGUGCUUCCAUGGAAGUGGCAACUAAAUUGCUUCCAUCAGAUUAUACCUCAAUGCAAAUUGAUGGGAGAGGUUUUUCAAAGACUUCUGAAGCCUCUACGGAUGUCUUAAGACAGUACUCGAAAGUUUCAAGCUCCGAUUCAGAUUGUACUGACAAAAUGAUUGGCCUCGAAAGCUCUAUCCCUAUUGGCCUUAUUAUGGGACAAAGCACACCCACUGAUUCUCUAGUAUACAACCUUAGAGAAGAAAUUGAUCGCUUGAGAAAACAACUUGAAGAACGAGAAAAUAAAAUCAAAAUUUUAACUGAAACCAGUGUGGAUAUGUAUAAACUGACGACGAACAACGUGGAUCCUCUAGACGAGCCGAGAGACGAUAGUAUGCCGUCUUUUGGGGGCCUAUCUAGUGGUGAGGAUUUGCAGGCAGGAGGCGGAGAUACAUGUAAGAUGGUUGGCCUAAUGAUAUCAAUGAAAACUGACGACAAAGGAGUUCCACUGAUCAAAGGUCAACGUCAGUCUCGGCAAGAGCAAGACCUCAACAAGAAGUUGGUGUCACUUGAAGCACAACUAGCUUUAAUGCAGAGUGAAGUCGAUAGUCUCAAUGAUCAGAACAUUCGCAAGCAAGAAACCAUCAAUAGCUUGCAAGCAAAUGUUCAAACGAACGAAGGCAAUACUGAUAUCAAUGGCUAUUUGGAUAAGAUAGUCGAGUUGACCACUCGGCUUACCGACAUUGAAGAAGAAGAGAAAAAACAACGUUUGAAAAAUGCCGAGCUUGAGUUGCAACUUUCUAAGAGUAAAACACUUGCUCAAUUCGUAAAACAACUUUCAACCCAGAGGGAUCAACUCACGUCUGAAGUUAAAAAACUUACGGCUGCUCUUGAGGAAGAAAAAACUCGCCAGCCACCUCCGGUUGAUUCUAUCCCGGCGGCUUCAUUGACUGACGACAAACUACACCUGAGAGUACUCACCGAAGAAGCUGUCAAAGUACCUGAACUUCAAAGAGAAAUUAUUGAUCUAAAAAAGAAGGCUGAAAGUUUUGAGGAAGUAGCAAAGCAAUGUUCUGAUCAGCUUCUGGAUAAAGUCACUGAGCUACGCAACAGUGAGGAGGAAAUCAAAAAGCUAACUGAUGAGCUUCAGCACCAUCAAGAAAAUCAAGCAGCCGACAUAUCUGACCAUACUGCCAUCACAGAAUCUGAAGAAUACCAAAUCCUGCUGCAGGAUGUGAUGGCUAAAGACGAACAGUUGCAGCAGUUGAAAGAUGUCACAGCUCAUAGGCAAAAGUUACAGAUGGACCUGGAAUUGCAAGCAACUGAGCUGAAAAUGAAAACUGAACAAGCUGAUGAAAAGACAGCUGAACUUGAAGCUAAAAAAACAGAACUAGCCAAAACAGUUGAGGAACUAAGAAGAAUUCAAGCACAAUUUGAACUCAGUGAGAAAUUGAAUAAAAAGUUGCGAGAACGUGUUGUAGCCACAACCUCUCCGGUUCCUGUUCCUCGUACGAAAUUGAAAACUGAGCAUCCUCAACAAAGCGGAGAUACAGAGCGAAGAUUUUCCAAAGCUUGCAAGACAAUCUAUGAACUCAAUGGAAAAAUUGCAGAAAUGGAGUCUACUAUUCAAAAGCUCAAUCUUGACAAUGGGAAUAUGGCUGCUGAUAUACAGAAGCGUCAGUCGCAAAUAGAUAAGCUGGUGACUGAUCAUCAAGGUGUGUUAGACUACUCCAAGAAACAGAGCCAAACAAUUGCUGAUCUAAACAGCCAGUUGGAAGCCUUGCAGGAAUCCCAUCAAAAUAGUGAGCAGAUAGAAGCCAACAGAAAGGAGAAGUCUGCUGAGCUAGAGUCUCGACUAAAUUGGCUGGAAUCACAGAAUGCUCAACUUAAUCAAGAAUUGAAUGGCUUGAAACGCCUCGGAGGCGAUACUUCCGCAGUAGUUCAAGCACUUCAGGAAGAAUCCCAAGCAAUGCACGCUGAUCUGGACAGGAUCCGGACUGAGAGAAAUGAGUUGAGGCAAAGAGCUGGUCAACUGGAGGAGCUCGAUAAAAAAUACAACCACUCUCAGCAGAAAAUUAUAUCUCAACAAGCUCUCCUGGAGAACAAACAGAAGGAGUUGGAUGAUUUACGAAGAGAUAUGCCUCCUUUAAAGGUAGCCAUCCAAAAGCACAGAACAGAACUGAUUCACAUUAGCAAGCAAAGAGACGAAGCUAAAAGUGAACUGAAUUUGUCAAAGCAAACGAUGCAAAUCUACGAAGACGACUUUAGAUCUGAGAGGGAAGACAGAGAAAAGGCUCACUCUAAAAUAGCUGAGAUGGAAACACGGUAUGUUAAGAAAGUCGAGUCAAUGACUAAUGAGCUCCAAACCAAAGCAAGGGAACUUCAAGUGGCUGUGACAACUCACUCUGAACUGAAGGCUCGAUAUAACGCUGAGGUUACUCAACUAAAGUUUGACUUGAGGGAGAAGAAUAAUCAGAUCCAUCACUACGGCCAGAAGGCGCAGGUGGAAUCUACUGUCCCACAAACUGAUCGUUUUGAGAGAGAGAACAAGAAACUGACCUACGAUAACCAACAGCUGAUUGGACGUUUACGUCAAUUGGAGGCUACCCAGAGUCAAUUUCGCCGGUUACAGGAAGAGCGUCUGCAAAGUAUCGAUGACCUCACUAUAAAGAAUACGAUGCUAUUGUCUGAGCUAGAGGCGCUCAAGAAAAAGGGUGUGGUCUCAUUGUAGGAGAACAUUAAUUGAAAUUUAUAUCUGUACUUGUGGUAUACUGAACUAUUAUUUUGCCUUAGAAUCAAUGUAGCUAUAAUAAUAAUUAUAGAACACCUCUAUAGCUGCAUGUGAAGACUCUUGGGGAACUAGAACGCUCUAUAGUGUGUUGUAUUAUAGAAGGUUCUAGACUGACGCUAUUUUCAGUGCAUGUGUGUUGCUGUUAUUGUAUUCAUGAGUGUACGUGUUCAUGCACUUCUAUAUGUGUUGUAAUCGAGAGUUGAUAAUUAUACGUG